AUGGAGGGGCCCCGGGUGAAGGGCGCAGAGGCUGCCCUCAGCGGUGCCAGCAAGGAGGAGGCUGCCAUGGACACUUACCUGAAGUCUAAGGGGCUGUACAGGAAGAAGAUCGCUAAGGACGGCUCCUGUCUGUUCCGGGCAGUGGCUGAGCAGGUUUUGAACUCUCAGGCACGGCAUUUGGAAGUCAGGAAAUCCUGUAUAAAGUACCUGCGUGAGAAUAGGACCCACUUCGAAGCUUUUAUUGAAGGCUGUUUUGACGAAUAUUUGAAACGUCUAGAAAAUCCACAGGAAUGGGUUGGCCAAGUGGAAAUAAGUGCCCUUUCUCUAAUGUUCAAAAAAGAAUUUGUAAUUUACCAAGAGCCGGAUGUCGCUCCUUCUCAUGUCACUGAUAACGGCUUCACUGAAGAGAUAAUGCUGUGUUUUUCUAAUGGAAAUCAUUAUGACAUCAUUUACCCUUCUGGAUAUGCUGAAAAUGCUGCGUUGUGCCAAUCUAUAAUUUAUGAGUUGCUUUAUGAAAAAGUGUUUGGGGUCAGCGUGACAAAAAAUAUGUUGAAAACAGAAGCAUUUGACUGGAAAGCUGAGGUCUUUGAUAGUGAUGCUUCAGGAUCUGAUGGAGAAGAUGAUGCAGCUGGAGAAAAUAAUUUUGUUGGUGUGAAUGGAUUUAAAUCUCACAAGGAUGGAAAGCCUCCACAGAUGAAGGAAAGUCAUUCAAUGGUGUCAACAGCUGCCCUUCGAUCAAUUAAUCCAGCAAUUUUCAGAAAUGUGGAGUAUGAGGUCUGGAUGAAGUCACAAAGGGAUCAGCAACGGAUGGAUUUCUCCAUUGCUGCUGGCAUGCAGUAUUCUGUGGGAGACAAAUGCAAAGUUCGAUUGGAGUAUGGAGGCACUUUUUAUAAUGCUCACAUCCAAGAAGUUGUUGCCGAGAAUGGACCAGCUGUGGUUUUUGUGGAAGACCUGGGUGAAAAAAAAGUUGUUUCACUGAAAAACCUUAAACCAGUCCCACUGACUGUCAGCAAUAAUGAUGGCUGGAGCACUGUUGCUGGGAAGAAGAUAAAAAAGUCUACUGUGAGUGGCCCGGUGGUACAGUUCGAGAAGGAUAACAGAGGACAGAAGAGUUUAGUUAAACCGCAUAAGAUGCAAUCUGUACCUUCUCCGCGCCUGCAACAAGCUUCUGGAAGCAAGCAGCAUGGACUUCCUGCAGAUCAGACUUUCCUGAGUGAGAAUAAAGGACAGAACAAGGCUCCAAAAGUGCUUGGAAGAAAGAUUGAUCGAGAAAGAAGUGAGGAGUCAAGCUUCCAUCAAAGGGAGAGAGUCCACUUUGGCCUUACUCCAGAAGAACGCAGAGAGAAACAAGUCAUUGAGGAGUCCAAGUCUUUGUAUGAAAUGCAGAACAGGGAUACAGAAGCAUUUCCAACCCUUGCUGCUUCCUUAGUUGAUGCCACUGGUACAAGUUCUGAUGUGAAAAAGAACAUGACGGUAAAUCGAGAGAAGAGUGCCAGGAGAAAGUCAGAAGAUGACCAGAAGACAAAAGCUUCCAAACUGGCUCAACCUGCAAGAGUGGAUGAUCAGAAAACAAGUGAGGAAACAAAAAAGCCACCUGCUACCUCUGAUGAAGCUGUCGUCAUACCUGAUGUCAUACCUGAUGUCACUGUUCUUCCUACCCCUGCUGAACAGCAGACACCCACCACAGUGCCUUCUCAACCCCAAGUAGUGACACCUUGGUCAGGUAUUUCGGCACAGGCAGCAGCUUGUGCAGAAACCGUGCCCGACUCUGCUGUGUUACAACCUCAGGUGACAUCAACCUUCUCACCACUUCCAGUUUCAAUGCCAGCAGUCAGCCAGCACAUACUGCCAAUGCCUCAGACCCUAAGUCCUUACCAAGAUCCUCUAUAUCCCGGAUUCCCUGUGAAUGAAAAGGGGGAGAGAAUUACCUCUCCACCUCCCUAUUCCUACUGUAAAGAUGGAGGUGAUCUUCCUAGUGAUAAAAGCAUCCUUCAUUUCUUCUACAAUCUUGGCAUUAAGGCUUACACGUGUCCAAUGUGGCCCCCGCACUUAUAUUUGCAUCCUCUUCAUCAAGCCUACUUAAAUGUGUGCAGGAUAUAUCCAAAUAUUCCUGUUUACCCUCAAAACAGUUGGAUGCAGGACACCACUGUAAACCAAAAUGAACCUGACCCUUCACUGUUUGUACACCAGAAUGAAGUGAGAAAUGAGGUUUUGCAGCCGGAUACUUUAUGCUCUUCAUCGCCUCUUACACCAUCUGUGCAAACUCCUGUAGCAGGACAAGUUCCAUCCCAGACUAAUGAAUUGGAGGAUACACAGCAGUUCCAGCCCAGUGUAAAUGACUUUGAAAGCUCACAGGCAAGCAAGACAAUAUUCCCACAACCUCACUUUGGGCAAGGCUCCUACAUGGGACAUCUUCCAGUAGCUCAAGUUUUUCCGCAAGUGUGGUAUGGAUAUCCAUAUCAAGGUUACAUUGAGAACCCAGUGGUGCAACAUAAUGUUUUUAUUACCCCUCAGAGUGCAAAUGUGCCUGAAAACACUUUGUCUGUUGAUGUUGCUGAAAGUGGCUCAGUUGAAGUAGCUAUAAAUCAGCCCCAAGAGCUAAUGAAUGAAAGCAGACCAGAUCGGCCUUCGUUUGUUAAUUUUGUUGCUACAGAGGAGUCUGGAUUAAACGCCAUUCCGGUUAAACCAGGACAGCAAAUCAUUUUAGAUAGGCCUGUGAUGGUUGAUCCAAAGAGCCUUAUAGAAAAAGUGCCUGAGAUCCAGGUGUCUCCAUCAGUUGUAACUAAAGCCCCAGAGGAAAGGAAGUCCAACGAUCACAAAGUUGAUCAGUUAACCACAGUGACUGCAUCUGUAAACUCACCUGAUGACAGACCAACGAGAGCAAAAGAGGAGAGCUCAGAGGAUGAGAAGGAAGUAUCUAAUAUAUUGAGUGGCGGCAGAUCAAAGAACUUCUACAACCAGUCAUAUGGAGGCAGGAGGUUCAGAAAUGAAAAAUUUCAUCAACCCAACAGAGGUGGCUACCAGUAUUCUAGAAAUGAGGAUAACUGGAGGGGAGCAAGAGGCAGAGAAGAUGGCUAUCCACAUUACAGAAAUUACAGGGGAAGGCUGAAUCGCAGGCGGCCAAUGGGAGAUCCAUAUAGGCAAUACCACGAAUAG
This is a messenger RNA of Staurois parvus, 3156 nucleotides long. The record is from the annotation of a GenBank genome assembly. Lineage: Eukaryota; Metazoa; Chordata; Amphibia; Anura; Ranidae.